Molecule: messenger RNA, 1577 nt
Organism: Myripristis murdjan (pinecone soldierfish)
Lineage: Eukaryota; Metazoa; Chordata; Actinopteri; Holocentriformes; Holocentridae
Gene: fsaf1
Product: 40S small subunit processome assembly factor 1
Exons: 9
Coding region: 170-937 (255 amino acids)
Source: RefSeq, a predicted model, not a curated record
AUUUCCGUGUUUUCACCACAACGUACGAAAGCCGCGAGGGGCCAAGCCGAACUCUCGCAAUACACGUGGAUUCACGUUUGUUGUCAUUUCGCACCUUGAUGUUCAUGCGAGGAGGUUUUACUGUAACAUAGGUUGAGUUUAAGUGUUUUGGUUUUGUCAGACACAUAAUAUGAACACCGAGGCCAGCGGGUCAGGAGAGAAUGAUCCGUAUUUGCUCGACCAGGUCCUGACGGAGCUGUACGACUUUGGUGAUGGACCAGCCUCGAAAAAGAAAGUCAAGUCUCAGAAGAGAAAAAAACGGAAGCGAUGUGAGGAAGAGGAGGAGGAUGAGAUCUUUGCUGCUGAAGACACCUGCUGUGACGCUGAAGCCAGCAGAGCAGAGCGUCCAGCCAGUGUGGACCUGAAAGAGAAACCGAAGGCAGAGCAAACAGGUUUAAGUGUUACACACACGGCCCAGGUAGAGGUGGUGACGUUCCAAGACCCCACCAAGAAACCCAAGACAAAGCAGAUGCCGGCUGCUAAUAAAAUCACUCCCCCUCAGGUCCAGGAGAAAAGCCACAGGAACCAGCCAGAAGAGCUCAGUUUGGAAAAGGCUCGUCUGGAGGUCCAUCGAUUUGGUAUAACGGGCUAUAAGAAGGAGCAGCAGCGUGUUUUUGAACAGGAGAGAGCGAUCAUGCUGGGGGCCAGACCUCCAAAGAAAGACUAUGUCAACUACAAGGUGCUACAACAGCAGAUCAAAGAGAAGAAGCAGAAAGCGAAGGAGGAGGUUCAGACGGACCUGAAAAAAAAGAAGAAGCAGAACAAGCCGAGGGCCAAGAAGACCUCCUCUGGCUCCGGCUUGGGCCCCUCAGGUCAGGUGGGACGCUUCAAGAACGGCAUGCUGAUCCUCAGUUCCAAGGAGAUCCAGAAAAUCAAAGGCUCUCGCGGCAGCAAAUAGGUUUGCAGUUAAAUCUUGGAGUGGAAAAACAGACCAGAAGAAAGACGCAAGAACGGGAGAUGAAAGAAGAGGAUCAGCGUCCGAGGGCCGGUAGCUCACUGCACUGUCAAGACUUGGCUGGCAUGCAGACAUAUUGGAGAGGAAUAACAGGAAUUGUGAACAUUUUUGCCUGAGUCAUUGCACUCACAACAUUCACUGUGGCACCACUUUGCAGCCACACCUCUCACAGUGGAAUAUUGAACGCUGUUGACUGCUGAGAUCACCGAGUCAAGACUCAGUUCAUCACUCUCCAAACCGGACUCGAGCAUCGUCACAGUGGCAGGACUGUCAGAGCAAGAAACCAGAGUCACCAUCAGAUCAUAUUCCAUCACAGUUUAUUCAUCUUGUUUUAUAAAUGAACAAAAAAAUUACAUUUUUGUUGUUCUGUUUUAUGCUGUAAAGUUCUUUAAAUUACGCAAUUACAAUGCAUUUUUCAUAUACAAACCACAUAGUCGUACAAAACAUUUACAUCUUGGCAGGUAGGGAGGAAAGCAGUUGGCUCAUAACCGAGGGGAUAGUUGGAAUGAUCAAAAGAAAAAAAAAAAAAAAAGCUGAAAAACACCCGCAAGAGAAGUCCUGACUGUUGCAAAAUGUUUUCAUG